Mycosarcoma maydis (corn smut) is the source of this 1392-nucleotide messenger RNA. RefSeq lists its product as uncharacterized. The coding region runs from base 1 to 1392 and encodes 463 amino acids. Lineage: Eukaryota; Fungi; Basidiomycota; Ustilaginomycetes; Ustilaginales. The transcript has a single exon. The record is from RefSeq and is a predicted model, not a curated record. Gene Ontology annotation, molecular function: pyridoxal phosphate binding; molybdenum ion binding; catalytic activity.
AUGCCGGCUAAGCUACCGUUUCUGGACGCCUCCGAAUCGCUGCAACAACGAUGGCGGGAAGCCACCUCUCCUACGCGAAUCUCUGCUCAGAUUUACGUCUUUCUUCUCCUCAUAACGAUAGGGCUGCUGCGCCAGUACUUGUUUCCCUCAAAGCGGUCGAAUCACACCUAUGGAUCAUCGCUCGCUUCCACGGAACCGGGAGCCAAAGAUGAGACGCUCGGCGAGAUUUCAGAGAUCUUUAUCUACCCGAUCAAGUCAUGUGCUGGUGUAUCUGUGUCGAAAGCUCAACUGACCGAGCAAGGAUUCGAUCUGGAUCGACGUUGGAUGGUCGUCAGAACCAACAAGCAAGGAAAGUUGGAAAAGAUCAGUUUGAGAGAGGAGCCAAGGUUGACGUUGAUCCAACCUGAAAUCGACGAGCUAGCCAACACGUUGGCACUGCGUCUGACGGACGUAGGACGACAGCAAGAGACAGCAAGAAAUCUUGGGGAGACAGGAACUCCGCUGCGGCCGAGUGCAAUCCAACUCAAGGCAUGGAAGCAAGUAGCCAGCGUGGAGAUGUACGGCGACUAUGCAGACGGAAGAGUGGCUGCACUUGCCGAGGGCGGCAAGCACAAAUUCAGCCCCAGUGAAUGGAUCAGCGAGUUCCUAGGCUACCCGGUACUGCUCCUUCAUUUCGACACCACCUCUACAACUACCCGCAAUGCGUUUCCGAUCUUCAAGCCGCCCACGGAUUCGUUCACUUGGUCUUCUCAUGACCGUUCGGAACUCUACCGAAAACGACGGAUCGAGUUUCAGGAUGAGUAUCCGCUCUUGGUCGCAUCGGCAGAAUCGCUUGAUUUUGUCCGAUCCCAGCUUUCCUCUGCUCUCACUUGUACCGAUGGGGAUGGUCGAGGAGGAAGAGCAAUCACUGGUAUCGAUGCAACCAAAUGGUCCGACCCCACUACGCUGAGCAUUGCGCGGUUCAGACCAAACAUUGUCGUCAAGGGCAAUGGAGGGUUCGGUGCAUUCAGCGAAGACUCAUGGGAACGCAUCUGGAUCCUCUCGCCGAGUUCGGAACAAAGUUCCAAACCAAAAGCCAUGUUACAGCUCGUAGCGCGAUGCCAGCGAUGUCUUCUCACAGCUGUCGAUCCGAUCUCUGCGGAGAAAGAUCCAAGCGUCCCGCUAAAACUGCUAAGCAGGAGCCGGAUGAGGGUCAAAAAGGUUGCAGGCGUGCAGGGUGGAAAUGGCAGAGCAGGACCGUGCUUUGGUAUGUACGCAAUUCCUCUACCGCUCGGCCGCGAUGUUGAGGACAAGGACAAGUAUGGUGGAUUGGUAAAGGGCGAUGCCAUCCGAGUCCGAUGGCGACCGUUUGAGUUGGAUGAUGAACCAGAUCGACAGUGUUUGACUGAAUAG